Sebastes umbrosus (honeycomb rockfish) is the source of this 2189-nucleotide messenger RNA. RefSeq names its product G protein-coupled receptor kinase 1 b (gene grk1b). The record is from RefSeq and is a predicted model, not a curated record. Bases 93 to 1772 code for a protein of 559 amino acids. The transcript is spliced from 7 exons. NCBI's taxonomy places the organism in Eukaryota, Metazoa, Chordata, Actinopteri, Perciformes, Sebastidae. Gene Ontology annotation, cellular component: cytoplasm. Gene Ontology annotation, molecular function: G protein-coupled receptor kinase activity; ATP binding. Gene Ontology annotation, biological process: protein phosphorylation; signal transduction; regulation of signal transduction.
AAAAAUAAUGGAAACAGGACAGGUUUUUUGUUUUUUUAGCACUCUCAUUAACUUCCCUACUGAUUCUGUGUGUGCCAGACAAAGGUGCAGCCAUGGACAUCGGCGGUUUGGAAACGGUGGUGGCAAACUCUGCCUACGUUUCAGCCCGUGGCAGCGUGGACGGAGGAGCAGCAGCAGCCAUGCGUGACAAGAAGAUGCGUGCCAGGCUGAGGCUCCCACACAUCAGAGACUGUGAACACAUGAAAACAUCCAUAGACACAACCUUUGACUUCAUGUGUGUCAAACAGCCUGUCGGCAAGCGCCUGUUCCAGCAGUUUCUGGAGAGUGAAGCAACCCACAAAAACGCCGGAGAGCUGUGGAAAGACAUCGAAGACUACACCGUAUGUAAAGAAGCGGAGCGAGUGCAGAAGGCCCAGAAAAUUGUCAAUAAUUACUACAAGUCAGCUUCAAAGAGUUUUUGCAGCUUCUUGGAGGAGAAGGCCGUCGCUCGAGUUGUAGAAGACUUCAAGAACGUCCGUGGUGACCUGUUUAAAGAGAGCGAGCAGCAGCUGCUUAAACACCUGGAGAAGGCGGCCAAAGAUGGCUUCAAGGACAGCAUGUACUUCCUGCGUUUCGUUCAGUUCAAAUGGCUGGAGAGCCAGCCUUUUGAUGAGGAGUGGUUCGCGGACUUCAGGGUCCUGGGUAAAGGAGGUUUUGGGGAAGUGUUUGCUUGUCAGGCUAAAGCAACAGGCAAAAUGUACGCCAACAAGAAGCUGGAGAAAAAGAGGCUGAAGAAACGCAAAGGCUACGAGGGAGCAAUUGUGGAGAAGCGCAUCCUUGCAAAAGUUCACAGCCGCUUCAUUGUGACGCUGGCUUAUGCCUUCCAGACCAAGACCGACCUCUGCCUAGUCAUGACCAUCAUGAACGGUGGAGAUCUCAGAUAUCAUAUGUAUAAUGUGGAUGAAAAGAAUCCUGGUUUUAAUGAGAAGAGAGCAAGUUUCUAUACAGCUCAGGUCAUCUGUGGGAUGGAGCACCUUCACCAGCACAGGAUCAUCUACAGAGACCUGAAACCAGAGAACGUGCUACUGGAUGAUGCAGGACAUGUCCGCCUGUCAGAUUUGGGUCUGGCUGUUGAACUUCCACCAGGAAAAGACACAACUACUGGAUACGCAGGAACUCCAGGUUUCAUGGCUCCAGAGCUGCUCCAGAAGAAGCAGUACGACUACUCGGUGGACUAUUUUACGCUGGGAGUCACACUGUUCGAGAUGAUUGCCGCCAAAGGGCCCUUCAGAGUACGAGGAGAGCAGGUUGAGAACACGGAGGUAGCUCGCAGGAUCUUGAAUGAUCCAGUUGCUUAUACACCGAGCUUCAGCAAAGAGUGCAAGGAUCUCUGUGAAGGCCUGAUGACCAAAGAUCCGGCCAAACGCCUCGGGUUCAAAAAUAACGAGUGCGAGGAGCUCAAGAAUCAGCCCUUCUUCAAAGACAUUAACUGGGGCCGUCUGGAAGCAGGUAUGCUACCUCCACCAUUUGUCCCGGAUCCCAGGGCGGUCUACGCCAAAGAUAUUGACGAUGUGGGCGCCUUCAGCACAAUGAAAGGCGUGGUCCUGGAUAACAAGGACACCGAGUUCUACGAUGACUUCUCUUCCGGCAAUGUCCCGAUCCCCUGGCAGGACGAGAUGAUCGAGACAGGCGUGUUUGGAGAGAUGAACAUCUGGGGGGAGAACGGCAAGCUGCCCAAUGACCUCGACCCAAACUUCGUGGAAACCAAAAGCGGAGGAUGUGUGCUCCUUUAGAAACAGAGCAGAGGGAAGAAUAUUGUAUAUUAAACACAUUUAGAUUCAGUUUGCGCUCAUUUGAUGCCACUUAAUCCUAAUCUGAAUUAUCUCUCAUUUGUACAAUAAUUUGUUAUUGUUGUAAUAAAUGUAUUUGUGUAUUUAAAUAUUAUUAUCAUGUACCUAUAUUGUAUAUUAUAGUGUUAAUGUAAAAGUGGCAGCUUGGUAAAACAACAUUAUUUUUGUUUAGUAAUUACAGUCAAAUUAUUUUGUAGAGAAAUUACAUGCAAUGUUUAUAUAACAUUAAUUUAUUUGGACCAAAGAAAAGUAUUGACAUUGUAACAUUAUGUAAUUAUUCUUUAUUUAUUCAUUAUAUAACAAAUAGUAUUUAAGUUAUUAUGAUGGCAAAUAUUGUAGACAGAAGAGUUAAAAGCAAUC